Messenger RNA from Moneuplotes crassus, 1847 nucleotides. NCBI's taxonomy places the organism in Eukaryota, Ciliophora, Spirotrichea, Euplotida, Euplotidae. The record is from the annotation of a GenBank genome assembly.
CUAACACAAAAAUUGGGAAUGAAGCAAGCAAUGAAAGAUCUUACUACAACUCCAAUGAAAGGGAGUAACAGUAAAUUCAAACCAAGGCAGGGUCUCAGCAAGAGUCCUAUUGUCACUAGCAGAGGUGCAGAUAAUUUUAGUAUGACUCCACUGGCAGUCAAGUCUCGUAAAGCCAAGAAGUUCUAUAAAUCUCCUUAUGCUCCUUUGCAGAAGAGCAUUUCUAGGCAAUCUCUAGCGAAAAUGCAAGGAAAGAUACAUAAAAUAGGCCAUUCUUGGAGCCACAUGAAUUUGACCCAGAAAUGCUCUCCUUCGUUGAAAUCAAGAGACAGUGAAUGUAAAACUCCUUCUGAUAGGAAGUCUUAUAGAGCAGACCUAGGCUUAUCCAGGACUCUCUGUCCUGGUUACGAGGCUCCAUCCCAAAAUGGAGAAGUAAAUACAUGAAAGAAGCAUGCUGACAAGCCUGUGAAAGGAUACUGCCGGAAGAGCAAUAAUCUAUUAUGUGUCAAAUGAAUAGUUGAGAGUACUCAGAAGCAAUUUGACUAUGUUUCCCUCUCUAAAGCAUAUUCUGAGCAACAACAAUAUCUUCGGAAUAAAAUCAUAAAAGUGGUCAAGAGCAAGGAAAAUUUGUUCGCAAAAUCUAAAAAUAUCCCAAAUGCUUUGGAAGAGAUUGAUAAGUUGCAUAAAACUGCUAUUAGCCAAGCUGAAAGCUUCUAUUCAACAAUUUUGAAUGAAAUAAAGGCCAGAAAGACACAGACACUAGAAGAUCUUGAGAAGAGUUGCGUGGAGUACAAAUAAACAACUAGAGAUAGACCAAGGAAAGCUUAAGAAAGUUUGAAAUGUGCUUGAGGUCUGAGAAAAACAACCCACUGAUUCAGACAGGAGCCUCUCUAUCAUAAAUUUCUUACUCAAAAGGAAGGAGCUUGACAAUUGCAUCAAGAGUCAUACUGAGGUCCUGGAAAAAGAUAUCUUUGGGAAUAAAGGGAAGAUCAUGUUUAGCUUUAAGAGAGAAAAGUUUGGCUUACUUCAUUUCAUCAGAAACGAAUUCAAGGAGAAAUAAAGAUGAAAUUGUUAUAAAUAAUAGCCCAUGUCUUAGCAAAGCUAAGGCAUGUGGUAAGGUUUAUAAUCAUAGUGACCGGAAAUAGCAACAAUUUCAAAGAAACUCGGAACUCCAAAAUGAAAUAUAGUCAGUUUAACACUUCGAAAGGGUAUCUUUCUAGUGAAAAUACUACUUAUCCAGGCCAGAGAAAUAGUUCUUCUAACUCUCGAGGGACAACGAUAGUGAAAGAGUUCUCUAGUAGACUCAUGGCCCCUACCAAAUCAAGUGAGAUGAGGGCUAGUAAGACUAAAAAGUAUGACCCUGAUCGGUGCAAAAAGAGUGAUCUUAGGGACAAUAGUUCGAUGCUGAUAGAGAAGAUUUGUGAUAAUCUAAGUGAAAGUCAAGAUACACCUGUGAUAUCCUUCCAUUCGCCUGAUACGUCAGAUUCGCAGACCCAACCGGAGCAAGACUCAACGCCUAUAGUUAGCGCUAGUGCAGAGAUAUACCAUAUACCUGAUUCACAGCACUUUGUAGAGUAUGAGUCUCCUGAGGUAAAACAAACUCCAAAGGGUAACAAGUCUAUUAAUCUGUUGCAAAAUCCUUAUGAAAAUGUCUGCUCCCAAAGACCACAGAAUCCCCGGGAGUUUAUGAUACUAAAGAAGAAUCAAAGAUGCCAUAAGCUAUCUCAUAUCCCAAAGGCAGCUGAAGAGCUAUUACAAAACCCGAUUCAGAAGAAAUCUAAAUUCGGCCAAAAGAAGAAGUGCACAAGUUUGAACUAAUUUCCUAAUUAUUAUAAAACAUGUUGACUUGA